GAUCCAGUUGACAGUAUCAGCGCCUUCUUCAAAGAUCCCUCUGGCGUAAAGGUAACAAAAUUUAUUGAGAAACUUCGAGAAUUAAGUGACGACUCCAAAAAAACAUUCGAUGAAAUCGAAUAUGAAUCGCAGAACUUUUCUUCUGUAUUUGACGAUAACUAUUCGAAUUAUAUGCCAAGGACAAUGUUUGAUUUGGAUUGCAAUAACGAUCAUAUAAGUAAGAAGGAUCCUUCAAAAAUCGACAAAGUAGCUUUUUGGAAGACUCAUAAUGCUAUCCCAGAUACUACGAAGUUGAAAUUGAGCACAGGAAAAAUAGUAGAGGAUAUCCUUUUUAAUUUUUGUAAAGACAUGGAUUAUGAACACCAUGCCCAUUCAUACAUUGUGGAUUUUGAUAAUGAGAAUAUCAAGGCAUUAUUUAUCGAUUCAGAAUGGAAAGAAUUAACAAAGGAUCGAAUUGGAGUUCCAAUUAUUUUACACGACAUUAUAAAAGAACUGGCGAAAUAUAAAAAAGAAUGGAUUCAAUUGGCCAUUCGAACACUUGUAAAUCUAUAUGAAAAUAUGAAUUCCUCUCUAAUAAGAACACAAUACGAACAUUGGUUUACAGUUGCACUUCUUGGAACAUGUAUUGACUUUUGUCUUAGAGAUAUUCGAUUGGGAACUGAUAUUAAAAGAAUUGAUGCAUCGUCAUCGAGUAGUGCUAACCGGAAGAAUCGAAGUCGAAAAGCAAACAUACGUAAAAGAAAGCUCGUUGGCCGUAAAAUUGACGGAAUAAUAUAUACAACUGAUGAGCUUCUUGAAUUUGAAGCCAUAGAAGGUGCAAGAGCUGUAAAUUAUGAUGAUCAAAAAGCGAACAAACUCCAAGUAAUUGGUAUUUUACAUCUUGGAUUAUAG
Messenger RNA from Scutellospora calospora, 891 nucleotides. The record is from the annotation of a GenBank genome assembly. Lineage: Eukaryota; Fungi; Glomeromycota; Glomeromycetes; Diversisporales; Gigasporaceae.